AUGCCAUUUGGUAAAUCAACAAAUGAGAAUUUUAUAUAUGGAAUGUUUAAUUUCCAAGGGGAAGUUGACGAUGAAUUGAGUUUUAAUUGUGGGGAUAUUAUUUAUAUUAUAGAGACAGACGAGGAAUUUAAAGAUGGUUGGUGGAUUGGUAAAUGCGAAAAUGGUAAUCAAGGUUUAUUUCCUGAAUCUUAUACUUGUUGGUCUAAACCUAUUGCCCCCGGUGUUGCUCCUGUUUCUGCCGUGGCCUCUGCGGCUUCCGUGACUGCCGUGGCUGAUCAGGAACACCCAAAACAACCCCCACAACACACUCCCAUCAAUUCAACCAUGUCUCAAAUCGAAGACGCUAUAAACGACAUCUCUACCAACCACCCUGACAAUGAAAAUCUUCUCGCUCCAAUCGUUGAAUCUACUAACUCAAACACUUCCUCACAAAUCACCCUGGAUCACUCUGACAACGAAGAUGAUCCCAUUAACGCAAAUGCACGCUCCCUAUUGGCGAAGAAGAACCUUAACCCUCCCACUUCCCUCCAAUUCGGUAGCGAUAGUGAUGAAAAUUUGACUCCUACUCAUUCCCCUAUUACUGAUAAUAAUGAGCAAUCAACUCCAAAUCCUCCUUUUCAACCAGAAAAUUCUUUUAACUCUUACAACUCAAACCAAUCUCCUACUCCACCCUCUCCAAACACCGCAGACAUCCCCAACUGGUCCCUCGACAACGUCCUUCAUUGGGCUAAGCACAAAAAUUUCGACGAUUACAUAUGUGAAAAACUUCUUCAACACGACAUCUCCGGUGAUGUUCUCCUCCAAUUGGACACUGACUCCCUCAAAGAAAUUGACAUACUUGCUUUCGGUAAGCGUGUUAAACUUGCAAAUGCUAUUAAAGAUUUGCGCAUUUUAGCCGGUUUGGAUCAGGGUGUUGAUAACCAUAAACGUGGUAGUGAGACAUCCAAGUCAUCUGGUCAUAACCAAACACCAAUUAGCAACAUCAACACCAGCAGCAUCAACAACGCCCCAUCUGACCCUCCUACUGCUGUCACAACCUCGCUACCCUCCCCACACUCUCAACCCGGGUUAUCUCGCACCGCCUCAGCCACAAAUUCCCUCCGAAGAGCUUUUAGUGGUCAUAAUUACAACUCAACUAACUCGCCCUCCUCAGCUACCUCACCCACCAUCCAAUCCCCUCUAUCUCCUCGCACUCCCUCCCUCCGCAAACGCACUUCAGACUCCUCCGCCUUUUUCGGCGUCGGCAGUAAAGGCAACCCACGCAAACCUGCUCCUCGCUACAGUGGUGCCAGUAACGAGACUGAAAAGAGUGACAAGGAGGGUUGGUCAGCUGCCCGACUACUCGGAUCAAAACGUUCAUUGCGCAAUAUUAACGGCGGUGGUCGUCCUAGCACCUCGCCGCAACCGCAGCAAUCCCAACCACAAUCCUCAUUCGCCAACAGAGUGUCUUUAUCUACUGACAAUGCAAACACAAACACAAACACAAACGCAGACACUCGAAGGAGUGUAGUAGACCUCACCCACUUCCAAUCUCGGGACGGUACAGCCCUACAAAAAAUAGGCGGGUGCGACUGCAAAGGGUGGUUAAAAAAGAGGGGGGAGAGGUAUGGGUGGAAGAUGCGCUACUUUGUUUUGAAAGGCUCGCAACUCUUCUACCUCAAGAACGAGAACGAUACGCAAUUGAAGGGCUUCAUUCAGUUAAACGGCUUCAAGGUGCUCGCCGACGAAUCUAACUCCUCCCGCCACCAAUUCGCUUUCAAAAUAUCUCACGAACGUGAACGUGACACGCACCAUUUUGCAAGUGAGGAGAAAAGCGUGACGAGAGAGUGGAUGAAUGCGCUCAUGAAAGCCAGUAUAGUGAGAGAUAUAGGAGCUCCCGUCGUUAGUAGCUGCACUAUCCCUACUAUCCCUCUGGAUAAAGCGCAGACUAUGUUUCCUCCACCCCGCCCUCCUUCGCCCACUUCUAGAGAGAGAGUGCAGAGAGCGAAUGCACGCGAUAAUCCUGACAGCCUCUCGCCGCAAGAUGCACAGGUACUUAUGGCCGGUGCGUCUGAGGGCGGUACUCAGGGUGGUAGUCACGGCAGUCAUACUCGCGCUGGCGCUACUCACCCCUCUCACUCAUCCCCCACUUACGAAAAGAAGCGCACUACCUCUUCUUCCUUUGGUAACCUGUCGAGCAGCUUCGGAAAUGAGGAUCGAGACAAGGAUUUUUAG
Messenger RNA from Wallemia ichthyophaga EXF-994, 2214 nucleotides. Its product is annotated as Protein BOB1. Gene Ontology annotation, biological process: retrograde transport, endosome to Golgi; receptor recycling; endosome organization. Gene Ontology annotation, cellular component: recycling endosome; trans-Golgi network; early endosome. Gene Ontology annotation, molecular function: protein binding. Lineage: Eukaryota; Fungi; Basidiomycota; Wallemiomycetes; Wallemiales; Wallemiaceae. Bases 1 to 2214 code for a protein of 737 amino acids. The transcript is spliced from 2 exons. The record is from RefSeq and is a predicted model, not a curated record.